AUGAGAAACCUCCCAACUCCCAAAGACCUAGCCGCCAUCUGGGCCGGCGUCUUCCCACUAUCCAAUGCCCACGGACCUCCUCAGCAGUGGAUUGACCUCCACUCGAAAUCGAUAAUCUACAACGAUCACGCCUUCCGGGUUCAGCGCAAAGGGCACGCCGGCAUAGCAGAUCACGUCGGGAUGUGGAAACAUGCGAACCCCGACUUCGAAAUGCACGUUGAGCUUGUCUGGCCGGAGUUGAAGAAAGGUGGGAAGGUUUAUGUGACUUUCGCCUUUGUCGGAACCGGAACGUAUACGAACGACCUGACGAGCCAGUAUAAGGCCAGCGGAAAGACGUUCCGCUAUCGAGGAAGAUUGGACCUGACUAUAAACGAAGAUGACGGGCUUAUCGAGGUUGUGGAUGAGUAUUAUCCUCUUCACUUUGAUGCGGGAACUUCGGUUGAUGACUAUCGGAAGCGCGAAGAAGACAAUGAGUUCAAUGCCUAA
Molecule: messenger RNA, 486 nt
Organism: Colletotrichum abscissum
Lineage: Eukaryota; Fungi; Ascomycota; Sordariomycetes; Glomerellales; Glomerellaceae
Exons: 2
Coding region: 1-486 (161 amino acids)
Source: RefSeq, a predicted model, not a curated record